Messenger RNA from Nannospalax galili (Upper Galilee mountains blind mole rat), 695 nucleotides. RefSeq names its product troponin C1, slow skeletal and cardiac type (gene Tnnc1). The transcript has 6 exons. Gene Ontology annotation, cellular component: myosin II complex. The record is from RefSeq and is a predicted model, not a curated record. NCBI's taxonomy places the organism in Eukaryota, Metazoa, Chordata, Mammalia, Rodentia, Spalacidae. Gene Ontology annotation, molecular function: calcium ion binding. The coding region runs from base 37 to 522 and encodes 161 amino acids.
UGGCAACCUCAGCAGCCUGUCCCGGGAGCCGCCAGCAUGGAUGACAUCUACAAAGCUGCGGUAGAACAGCUGACAGAAGAGCAGAAAAAUGAGUUCAAGGCCGCCUUUGAUAUCUUUGUGCUGGGUGCUGAGGAUGGCUGCAUCAGCACCAAGGAGCUGGGCAAGGUGAUGAGGAUGCUGGGCCAGAACCCCACACCUGAAGAGCUACAGGAGAUGAUCGAUGAAGUAGAUGAGGAUGGCAGCGGCACAGUAGACUUUGAUGAGUUCCUUGUCAUGAUGGUUCGGUGCAUGAAGGAUGACAGCAAAGGGAAAUCUGAGGAGGAGUUGUCGGACCUCUUCCGCAUGUUUGACAAAAAUGCUGAUGGCUAUAUUGACCUGGAUGAGCUGAAGAUGAUGCUACAGGCCACGGGUGAGACCAUUACGGAGGAUGACAUCGAGGAGCUCAUGAAGGAUGGUGACAAGAACAAUGAUGGCCGCAUUGACUAUGAUGAGUUCCUGGAGUUCAUGAAGGGUGUGGAGUAGACACUGACCUUCCAUCAAAAGCUGCCCAUGCCUGUACUCCCACUCCAACCACGCCCUGUAGUGGGGCUGGGGGCCCUAGACUCUGAGCCUGAUUGUGUCUGCCCUUGAACCUUGGCCCUCCUGGACUUACUCCCCACCCUUGUCCUGGGAAUGCAAAUAAAGCUUGCUCCCCA